AUGACAGAUAAGAAAAAGCAAAUCACGAUUGAAGAUGUAUUUAAUAAAUUAAUUAACAUAGAAGCAAAAGCAGAUGAAAAUCAAAGUUCGUUGAACGAAAUUAAGAACAGUUUAAAUCAAUUAAAAAACGAAGUAUCAACUUUAGAAAAGGAAAAUCAAGUUUUAAAAGAUAAAUUCAAAAAAGUUGAACACCAGUUUAAAAAAAACAACAUUAUUGUUUUUGGCUGCCCGAAAGACAACACACUGGAAAAAAAUUUGCUUCUUUUACAAAAAGCGCUUGGUAUUAAUAUAAACCAAAGUGAUAUAAACAAUAUAUAUGAAAUUGGCGAAGAAAAAUCUGAAAUAAGUAAACCUUUAAAAAUCAAAUUAAUUUCGUUUUUAAAGAAAAAGGAAAUAUUAAAAAAUGCAUAUAAACUUAAAGAACUUAAAGAAACGAAAAAUAUAAACAUUUUUAUAUCAGACGACCUAUCAAAAGAAGAUCAGGAUAUCCAAAAAGAACUAAGGAAAUAUUUAAACACCGCAAAAAAAAACAAGUUAAAAACCAAGAUAGUAAAGAACACACUUAUAGUAGAAGACGUAUCAUAUACCCUCGAAAAUCUUAAGAAAAAUAGGGAUAUUAAUUUUGAGAAGCACGACCAACAGGAUAUUGAAGUGGAAAAUUCAAGCCAAGAGAAAAAAGCAGAACCAAAGACAAGAACAACAAGAAGUAAAAAAUAA
Molecule: messenger RNA, 717 nt
Organism: Brassicogethes aeneus
Lineage: Eukaryota; Metazoa; Arthropoda; Insecta; Coleoptera; Nitidulidae
Source: the annotation of a GenBank genome assembly